GGAUUGGACUCAGAGCUGACCCGGAGUGGACUUCGAGCGGACCCGGAGCGGACUCGUAGUGGACGCCGAGAGGACCCGGAGCGGACUUCGAGUGGACCCGGAGCGGAUUCGGAGCGUCCGGCGGGUCGGCUUCAACCGGCACCUACGCAAUCAUGGCGGACUCCCAGGUGGAGGCGGGAGCAGCGGCUGGCGAGGUGAUGGUCGACUCUAAAUCCUUCCACAGUUCACACGGGAAGGUGCCUGGGAAGCAGUUCCUGGGGUCCUCAGCCUCGCUGGACCACAGGUACAGGAUGGAUUACCCAAAUAUGGGGAUAUGUUUAAUCAUCAACAACAAGAACUUCCACCCAAACACAGGAAUGGGCUGUCGGUCCGGCACGGAUGUGGACGCCGCCAGCCUCAUAGACACUUUCAAGAAGCUGAAAUACGAAGUCAGGUGUAAAAACGACAUGAAAAGGCAUGAGAUUCUGGAAUUACUCACCUCCGUUGCCCACGAGGACCACAGCAAGAGGAGCAGUUUUGUGUGUGUGCUGCUCAGCCACGGGGAAGAAGGAGUGAUUUUCGGGACCGACGGUUCCCUGGAAUUGAAGAGCUUGGCGAACCUCUUCCGAGGGGACAACUGCCGCAGUCUGGUCGGGAAGCCCAAACUCUUCAUCGUCCAGGCCUGUCGGGGCACCGAGUUGGACAGUGGCGUCGAGGCAGACAGUUCCAGCGCCGACGACGGACCGGAGCAGAAAAUCCCCGUCGAGGCCGACUUCCUGUACGCUUAUUCUACAGCCCCCGGUUACUACUCCUGGCGCAACUCCCUGAACGGCUCCUGGUUUAUCCAGGCGCUGUGCGCGAUGCUGAAGCAACACGCUCCCACCCUGGAGCUGCUCCACAUCCUCACCCGCGUGAACCGGAAAGUGGCCACCGAGUUCGAGUCGUAUUCCCCGGACGCCUCCUUCCACGCCAAGAAGCAGAUUCCGUGCAUCGUGUCCAUGCUGACCAAGGAGCUGUACUUUCCCUGCUAGCCGGGCCGACGCGCGUCACUCCCCGAAGGCUCAGGAGGCAGGGUCGGGGGCUGCCGCCGUUCGCUGCUGCAUCCCUCUGCGGCUAAAUCCUGUGCCUCCCCAUCUCUAUUUCCCCCUCCGUCUCCCCCCCGAGAGUACCCGGACCACCUUUCCAGCAAACAACCGAACCACCGUGUAGCUACCUCACAGACGUGACGUCCGGCGGUUGAAAAUGUCACCCGUCGGGGCCCGCCGGAGUGCUAGGAAGCAGCUUAGGACGUGAGACCGCUCUUAUCAAUCAAUCAAUCAAUCAAUCAAUCGUAUUUAUCGAGCGCUUACUGAGUGCAGAGC
This is a messenger RNA of Tachyglossus aculeatus (Australian echidna), 1340 nucleotides long. RefSeq names its product caspase 3 (gene CASP3). Gene Ontology annotation, biological process: neuron differentiation; erythrocyte differentiation; keratinocyte differentiation. Lineage: Eukaryota; Metazoa; Chordata; Mammalia; Monotremata; Tachyglossidae. The transcript is spliced from 7 exons. The record is from RefSeq and is a predicted model, not a curated record. The coding region runs from base 153 to 1010 and encodes 285 amino acids. Gene Ontology annotation, cellular component: cytoplasm.